Molecule: messenger RNA, 2046 nt
Organism: Dendrobium catenatum
Lineage: Eukaryota; Viridiplantae; Streptophyta; Magnoliopsida; Asparagales; Orchidaceae
Product: ankyrin repeat-containing protein At2g01680
Exons: 3
Coding region: 78-1655 (525 amino acids)
Cellular component (GO): plasma membrane
Molecular function (GO): protein phosphatase 1 binding; protein phosphatase regulator activity
Source: RefSeq, a predicted model, not a curated record
GAGAAAGCCAGAGGGCACUUCUAAAAACACUGAGUGCACUGCAUAAUUCCACAGAGAGAGAGAGAGAGAAUAAAGGAAUGGAUCUGCGGCUGCGAUCGCAGCAGCCGGCGUUCUUCGAGGCGGUGCGGUCGGGGGACGUGGAGGCGGUGCGGCGGGUAGUUGACGCGGCCGCGGAAGUCGGAGGAGGGGAGGCGGUGGCGGCGCUUAUGUCGUCCCAGACGGAUGCGGGAGAAACGGCGUUAUAUAUCGCGGCGGAGCAGAAUUUGGAGGAAGUGGUCCGAUAUUUGGUGCGGUUCUGCGACUUCGAGACGGCAAAGGUUCGCUCGCGCCUCGACAUGGAUGCUUUCCAGGUCGCCGCCAAGCAGGGCCACGUUGGAAUUGUCAAAGAGUUGUUGAAUGUGUGGCCUGGACUGUGCAAGUUGUGUGAUUCAUCAAAUACCAGUCCCUUAUAUUCAGCUGCAGUUAAGAACCAUUUAGAUGUGGUAAAUGCCAUAUUGGUCGCUGAUGAGAGUUCUAUGUGGAUUGUGAGGAAAAAUGGAAAGACAUCACUGCAUAUGGCUGCAAGAAAUGGAUUCAUUGAGAUAGUCAAAGCUCUUUUAGAGAAGGAUCCGGGAUUAGUUUCAGUCAGGGAUAGAAAGGGUCAGACUGCUCUUCACAUGGCGGUAAAAGGAAAGAAUCCUGAUGUUGUGGAUGAAUUACUUCAUGCAGAUCCCACAAUACUCAAUGUACAGGACAAGAAGGGUAACACAGCUUUGCAUAUAGCCACAAGAAAAUGGAGGCCACAGAUGGUGCAACUUCUGCUGAGCUAUGCAUCCAUGGAAGUCAAUGCCGUCAACAAUCAGAACGAAGCGUCAUUAGACUUGGCAGAGAAGAUCCCAUACGGUGAAUCCCAGCUGGACAUAAUGGAAAGCCUAACAGAAGCUGGUGCCAAGAAUGCCAGAAACAUUGGCCGGAUUGACGAGGCAUCAGAGCUCCGGCGAACUGUGAGUGAUAUAAAGCACGAUGUGCAGAACCAGCUCAUCCAAAACGCUAAGACCAACCGUCGUGUUUCCGGCAUCGCUAAGGAGCUCAAAAAACUCCACAGAGAAGCAGUUCAGAACACCAUCAACUCUGUAACUCUUGUUGCCACCCUUGUCGCCUCCAUUGCUUUCGUCGCCAUUUUCAACCUUCCAGGCCAGUAUCUCCAGGAUGGCGCAGAAGUAGGCAAGGCUUAUAUAGCUGGUAAAACUGGAUUUCGUGUGUUCUGUCUCUUGAAUGCCACUGCCCUCUUCCUUUCCUUGGCCGUUGUUGUGGUUCAGAUCACUUUGGUUGCUUGGGAGACGGACGCUCAGAAACAGGUGGUUCAGGUUGUGAAUAAGGUCAUGUGGGCUGCUUGUCUGAGCACCGGCGGAUCAUUUCUAUCGAUAGCUUUUGUGGUGGUGGGGGCGUCGUCGUGGAUGGCGGUGACGGUUACCUUGAUCGGAGGGCCGAUAAUGAUCGGUACUCUGGUGAUGAUGAGCUACCUCGUCCUCCGGCAGCGGUUCAAGAUCGGCGAAGAUUCUCAAAGACGGAUCCGCAGAGGAAGCGGAAGCAAGUCCUUCUCGUGGUCUCAUCACUCUGCAUAUUCUGAUCCAGAUGCUUUAUCUGAUCAUGAAAAGAAGAUCUAUGCUCUGUGAGUCCCCUCAUUGCUUAACUGUAUAUAAUGUACCACGGGAGUCUUGUCUUCUUCUUCUUGUUUGUUUUUUAAUGGUUUGGUGAUUGUGAAUUGGACUUUUAGAGAUGGCCUCAAAUUUGAGGGAUUAUUUCGUGCGGAGUCCGGGCAUAGAGAAUCAUUUGAUUUUGUGACUAUUAAUAGUAAAAGCACAGUGAUAAACAGAAAUUGUGCUUUUACUGUUCACAGUCACAAAAUUGAACGGUUCUCUGUAUUUGAACUCUACACGUAAUAAUCUCUCAUAUUCAGCCAAUUCUCAAUCACAUAAGGAUUACAUGGAGAGAGAGAGAGAGAGAGUUUGUGUGCCAAGCCUUGUUGAUAUAUAUAGAUACUACGGCUAUAGGCCAAUAAGUGUA